CACUAGUACAUUAAAAAAUGAAAACCCAAAUCCAUUUUCACACCCUUCAACUAUUACUAUUCACACUCUCUCUCUUUUUGAACCAAUGCUUAUCUGACCCUGACCCACUUCAAGAUUAUUGCAUUGCAGAUAACAAAAACACAUUUUUCUUAAAUGGUUUACCAUGCAUUGAUCCUAAACAAGCAACUUCAUCACAUUUUGCAACAUCUUCAUUAUCAAAACCAGGUAACACAACAAACAUGUUUGGUUUUAGUGUCACACCAACAAACACUAUUAACCUACCUGGGCUUAACACAUUGGGCCUAGUUUUAGUUCGUGUCGAUAUCGCUGGAAAUGGGAUUGUACCCCCACAUUCUCAUCCACGGGCCUCAGAAGUUACUACAUGUAUUAAAGGGCUUUUACUUGUGGGCUUUGUUGAUACAUCAAAUCGUGCAUUUACUCAAAAUUUGAGCCCAGGUGAAUCAUUUGUGUUUCCUAAGGGACUUGUGCAUUUUUUGUAUAAUCGUGACUCUAAGCAACCAGCAAUUGCAAUUUCUGGUCUUAAUAGUCAGAAUCCAGGGGCACAAAUUGCAUCAAUUGCAACAUUUGCUAGUAAACCUUCUAUUCCUGAUGAAGUUCUUAAGAAGGCUUUUCAAAUUAAUGGUCAAGAAGUGGAUAUUAUUAGGAAGAAACUUGGUGGUUGAUUUGGAUGCUGGUGGAGUUUUUUCAAUUACUUCACCAUUACACUUCAUUCUUAUAUGAACUAAUACACUAUUUUUUUUGUCCUUGCAAAUAUAAUACUAAUUACUUUUGAUCUUUGUUGUUUUGUUUUAGUCUCUAAAUAUUUGGUUAUGAUUGAAUUGAUGCAUGUGAUAUAUACGACCAAUAUUUGAUUUGAGUUUCUCAAAUAUGAGUUAUAUGAGGACUAAAAUUAAUAUUGCGCAUAUUAUAGGAAUCAAUUUCAACAUUAUCAAAUUUUAUAGGGAAAAAACUAAACAACAAUGACCAAAAGUAAAAUAUGGUAUUUCUUUUAUAAAAUUGGGGUCGGGAAAUGAUGAUUAAUAAUGAUGAUAUUAAUAAUUAUUUUACAACUGUUUUAUAUAAAACUUGAACUUCGAUCUCUUAAAAUUAUAAAGUCAAACUAUUAUUAUUGAAUUGACACCUCAUGGAUGAAAAUAUGGUAUAUUUGCUAGGACUAAACAAAACAAAACAAAAAUUCUGGAAAUGAAAACAAAAUGUGAUAUUUUACGAUAAUAAACAUGUUUAAAAUUGUUCAA
Messenger RNA from Medicago truncatula (barrel medic), 1256 nucleotides. RefSeq names its product germin-like protein subfamily 1 member 1. Gene Ontology annotation, molecular function: manganese ion binding. NCBI's taxonomy places the organism in Eukaryota, Viridiplantae, Streptophyta, Magnoliopsida, Fabales, Fabaceae. The transcript has a single exon. Bases 18 to 683 code for a protein of 221 amino acids. The record is from RefSeq and is a predicted model, not a curated record.